CCUUUUUCCUUACUCAAUCGUCGUCUAGUUCUGGGAAAUCAUAUCAGAUGAGCAUGGUAUCGAUCCAACCGGUCAUUACCACGGCGAUAAUGACCUCCAGCUGGAGCGGAUCGACGUGUACUACACGGAAGCUAAUGGGAACAAAUACGUACCGCGUGCCGUCCUGGUCGACUUGGAACCGGGUACGAUGGACUCGGUACGACAGUCUCCGUAUGGAGCUCUGUUUCGACCAGAUAACUUUGUCUAUGGACAAUCGGGAGCAGGAAACAACUGGGCCAAGGGUCACUACACAGAGGGUGCCGAACUGGUCGACAGCGUACUGGAAGUGAUACGCAAAGAAUCAGAAGGAUGCGACUGUCUUCAGGGAUUCCAGUUGGCACAUUCACUCGGUGGAGGAACCGGGUCAGGUAUGGGAACACUACUCAUAUCGAAAAUACGCGAAGAGUACCCGGACAGAAUUAUGAACACAUUCUCCGUUGUACCGUCACCGAAGGUUUCGGACACUGUCGUAGAGCCGUACAAUGCCACCCUGUCCAUCCAUCAGUUGGUCGAAAAUACCGACGAGACGUUCUGUAUCGAUAACGAAGCGCUCUACGAUAUCUGCUUCCGCACGUUGAAGCUUACAUCACCGACGUACGGUGAUCUGAAUCAUCUAGUCUCUAUAACUAUGUCCGGUGUGACUACGUGUCUACGUUUCCCCGGUCAGCUAAAUGCGGACUUGCGGAAGCUGGCUGUCAACAUGGUUCCAUUCCCUCGGUUACAUUUCUUCAUGCCCGGUUUUGCCCCUCUGACGGCCAAGGGCUCCCAGCAGUACCGAGCGCUCAGCGUACACGAACUGACCGCCCAGAUGUUCGACGCAAAGAACAUGAUGACGGCGUGCGAUCCCAGGCACGGUCGCUAUCUGACCUGUGCUGCCAUCUUCCGAGGUGUUAUGUCUAUGAAAGAAGUAGACCAGCAGAUGUUGAACAUACAGAGCAAGAACAGCAGCUACUUUGUCGAAUGGAUCCCGAACAACGUGAAAGUCGCUGUGUGUGACAUCGCACCGCGCGGCCUCAAGAUGUCGGCCACGUUCAUCGGAAACACCACUGCCAUUCAGGAGAUAUUCAAACGCAUCUCCGAACAGUUCACGGCCAUGUUCAGACGGAAGGCCUUCUUGCACUGGUACACCGGCGAGGGCAUGGACGAGAUGGAAUUCACCGAAGCCGAGUCCAACAUGAACGAUUUGAUUUCGGAGUACCAACAGUAUCAGGAAGCGUCCGUCGAUGAGUAUGAAGAUGGUGAGGAGGUACCGGAAGAAGAAGAGCAUAUAGUGGAGUAAGAGUACAGUUUUUCUGCACAGCUUCAACAGACAUACGUUGCCUGAGAACCAAGGCGCGGAGAAAUGUGUUCCAUAUAUUAUUUUACUGAAACUAAAGUCCCUACAAAAAAAUGUUAGAAAAUGGUAUUUAAACUUGUUACAAAUAAAUAUUGGCAAUUUUAAAACAAAACCAAAAA
Malaya genurostris is the source of this 1494-nucleotide messenger RNA. RefSeq names its product tubulin beta chain-like. NCBI's taxonomy places the organism in Eukaryota, Metazoa, Arthropoda, Insecta, Diptera, Culicidae. Gene Ontology annotation, molecular function: GTPase activity; structural constituent of cytoskeleton; GTP binding. Gene Ontology annotation, biological process: microtubule cytoskeleton organization; mitotic cell cycle. The transcript has 5 exons. Gene Ontology annotation, cellular component: microtubule; cytoplasm. The record is from RefSeq and is a predicted model, not a curated record. The coding region runs from base 188 to 1318 and encodes 376 amino acids.